Molecule: messenger RNA, 2491 nt
Organism: Trichogramma pretiosum
Lineage: Eukaryota; Metazoa; Arthropoda; Insecta; Hymenoptera; Trichogrammatidae
Product: poly(A) RNA polymerase gld-2 homolog A-like
Exons: 11
Coding region: 451-2475 (674 amino acids)
Cellular component (GO): cytosol
Molecular function (GO): poly(A) RNA polymerase activity
Source: RefSeq, a predicted model, not a curated record
GGGUCGACGCUCGCGAUAUCCCGCGCGAGGCACAGGAGAAGGGUAGGCGCUUGAUUUCUGUUUCGAGCCCGUUCAGUAUUAGCUAUGUGCGAAUCCUCAGUAUCACAGCGAAGGAGAUUCGCGAAAAAAGUUGGAAAAUCGCUGUUGUGAGGAAUUGAAGCUUGACGAGCGUAUACACAAUACACAUUAUUACCUACUUGUACGCACAAGCAAUGCUGCCCAGGGCUUAACGGAACAAGCAUCUGACAAAAUACGGUUUAUAUCACACGCAGAGAGCAUCGCUUUGGACCGAUCAAUCGACUGGUGCAUUGAUAAAGAGAAAAAACGUAGCGAUUAUUAACUGGCAGCAAAGUUGGAACUGAAUCAUGAAAUAUUAACUAGUGGAUAAAAAUUUGCCUAUUAAAUUCCUACAAACAAAAAUCAGCACCACACAAGUCUUAAAGCUAAACUAUGUAUCAGUCAAAUUUUUCACCUCAUGCAAUGGUGCACAUAGUUGGCAAUUAUCAAGCAUCAAACGGACAAUUUAUAUCUCUACCAAGUCAUGCAUUUUUUACGGGUAGUCCUACCAAUAUUCACCAAGAAUUUAUCCAGUUUCCUCGCAAUUCUUCAAAUCACAACUCAGCUGUUAGACAGCGAGUUACACAGCCAGGCUAUCCAAUAGAACUCAUACAUCACUUUCACAUAGAUCCUCAUAAUCCAGUACGUAAUGUUCAUAUGGCAACUGCAAGCUCUAGUUGGUCUCAAAGGUUAAAUUCACCUGGAAGAAUUCCUAACACACCGCAAAGGAUAAAUAUACCUUCUAGUAUAAAUCUUGCACCUGUACAUACCCGCCCAAAUCAUCAAUUUCGAUCGAUUAGUGUGGGACCUGCAAAAAAACACACAUGGAAUAACAACAACAAUAACAACAAAAAUAAUAAUAACAAAAUAAACAAGAGGCAUUCCUACCAUGAUUUGCCUCUUUUAAGGGAGUCAUGUAAUCAGAGUGACAGUGGUGUCAGUUCUCGUUCACCAACUCCUAACAAACAUCACAAAGGAAAUAAUCCAGAUGAUAGCCCAGAUGAUCGUGAAUCAGUUACAUCUGUUCCUGAAGGAAAAUAUCGAAAAAAUCGAACAUUGGAAUCAAACAAUAACAGUGAAGGAAGUUUGGUUUCAAGUAUAUCUUUUAGUAAUUUAUUUCAAGAAUCAACAGAACCUUCUGACAAAGCACAAAAAACUAACACUAAUUCAAAUUCUCAAUCCCAUCCACUAAAUAAUACAAAUAACCAAAACAGGCGGAAAUAUAUUGCAGGACGAACAACUCCUGCAACAGCUCCCAAGUCUCAAAGAAGCAAAAAAUACAAUGUACCAACAAACGAAGUGCACGCUUAUAAUAGGUUUUAUUUUAACCCAGCUGAUAAAUAUCUUGAAAGAUCACAUUUAGUUCAAGUGCAAGAACCCCCACCUCAGUUGUUAACCGGAUCCCCAUAUGACAAAUUAUCUGAAGCUAUAUGGAAAAAAUUUGAAGAAAAUCAACUUACCCGAAGUACUUUCUGCCAUAAAAUGUAUUUAUGGAGGUACCUAUACUUUUACAUUAAGCAAAGGUUUCCCCAGUAUGGUUUAUUCAUGGUAGGUUCAACUCUUAAUGGUUUUGGAACCAAUGCUAGUGAUGUUGAUAUGUGUCUCUUGGUGAGAGAUGCUAAUCCAAUUGAUCCUAGAAAUGAGGCUAUUUAUCGAUUAGGUCAAAUCAUGUCAUGCUUAAGAAAAAGUGAUUUUAUUGGUCAUCUACAGCUUAUUCAAGCCAAAGUUCCUAUUUUAAAAAUACGAGACAAUGUAUAUAACUUGGAAGUUGAUUUAAAUUUUAAUAAUGUUGUGGGUAUUAGAAAUACUCAUUUGUUACAUUGCUACUCACGAAUUGAUUGGAGAGUGCGACCACUUGUGUUAGUUAUAAAAAGCUGGGCUCAAUGCCAAAACAUCAAUGAUGCAAGGCACAUGACUAUAUCUAGUUAUUCAUUAGUACUAAUGGUAAUUCAUUUUUUGCAAUGUGGUGCUAGUCCUGCAGUUUUGCCAUGUUUACACAGUCUUUAUAAGACAAAAUUUCAUCCAAUGUCUGAUAUUCAUAGCAUUGACUUCCAUGAAGAAUUACAUCUUCCAUCGCAUUCACUAAAUCCACGAAAUACUCAGACUCUUGGAGAAUUAUUAAUUGAUUUUUUCAAGUAUUACGAUUCAUUUGAUUUCGAAAAGUAUGCUAUUUCGGUCCGGGUCGCGAACAAAGUACCCAUUGACACAUGUCGGUACGCCAGAGCAAUUAAAAAUGAUCCUCAUCAAUGGAAGUACUUAUGCGUAGAAGAGCCUUUUGACUUGACAAACACUGCCAGAUCAGUUUAUGAUCUUAAUGUCUUUGAAAAGAUUAAAGAAGUUUUCAAGCAGACGCACCAACAAUUAGAAAAAACUAAAGAUUUAAACAGCAUUUUUUCAAAAUUAGAAGCAGAACCCUGAGUAUGUAAUUUUUAGC